This is a messenger RNA of Lolium perenne, 945 nucleotides long. Its product is annotated as scarecrow-like protein 3. NCBI's taxonomy places the organism in Eukaryota, Viridiplantae, Streptophyta, Magnoliopsida, Poales, Poaceae. The record is from RefSeq and is a predicted model, not a curated record.
AUGGGUUUAUUCCUCAUCAAGAUGUUGCACUCAUGCGCUGCAGCGGUGGCUGAGGGGGAGACGGAGCUACUGAACAUCGGGUUGAAGUGGAUAUCCUGCAACGUGUCAGACGACGGUGACGAGCCCGUACAGCGUCUGGUGUCCUUGUUCGCCGACGCGCUCGCGCGGCGCGUGGUCCACCCGUGGCUGCAGCACAGGAUCACCGCCCCGGCCCAUGAGGCCGCUGCCGCACGCCGCCACUUCGCCGCGAUGUGCCCGUUCCUCCGUAUCUCUGGCGUCGUGGCCAACCACGCCAAGUUCGUCGAUGCAAUUCGUGUCAGAAGCGGCAAGGUGUUGGUCAUUGUCUCCACCCUGCAGCUCCACCGUUUGCUCGCCGACGAAAUCACGGAAAUGUCAUCUCCUCAUCAGUAUAGGAAAGGGAAGAAAAUACAGGCGCAUGGAGCUCAGCAGCACACGAUGACGAGGGCAGACACGCUCCUGCGAGCCCUUCACCAGCUCUCGCCGAAGCUGGUGGUGGUGAAGAAGCAGGGGGCCUACCACAAUAGCGCGGACUUCAAGGAACGGUUCCGGAACGCGCUGGUCUACUACAGGGCCCUAUUCGACGCUCUGGAGGAGAGCGUGCAUGCGCGAGGGUCCGCGGAAGAGCAGGCGUGCGUGCAGCGACACCUGCUCCGGUUGGAGAUCAUGGACAUCAUCUCCCAUGAUGGUGCGCUGCGGCGUGACCGCCACGAGAAGGUGGAGCGGUGGGCAGCGCGGAUGAACACUGCUGGGUUCGCACCCGCCGCGGCGAUGAGACAAGACGUGGUGGCGCAGGUGACGAUGUUGGCACAGGAGCUGCUACCGAGUGGGGCGUACAGGGUUUCCAGGGUAAAUGACGGGCGCCUCUUCAUCUGCCGCAACGCCAUCCCCAUGUUCUCCAUCUCUACUUGGCACGGGAUUGGAUAA